AUGCUAGACGACAUUGAGAGUCGUUCUCAGGGGACCAUGCUUUCCGCGGAUGGCGCCGACAUCGACGAUACCCUAGCUCGCUACGGCGAUACGGAACCCACCAUUGCGCCGCCGGGAAGUGACCUCAAUCAACAAGGGCCUCGAAUGCUUGUCGACGUCAGUCCGGUGGCUAGCUUCGCGGAGAUGGGACACGCCACUGCGGCCACCUUCACUCUGAACUAUCUACAGGCCAUGGCCCUUCAACUUUAUACCGGCGGGCCAGGCGGCACGGGAAAGUCGAGGAUCAUCGAUGCCCUGAAGGACGUGUUCGCGGCGAGAAAUCAGCCACACCUUCUGCAGAUAACCGGCACAUCAGGCAGUUCGGCGGCCCAGAUUGGCGGCACGACCAUCCACUCAGCGUGUGGGUUGGAUUCCCAUCGCGAUCCAAACAAACCGCCUCCCCCUUUCUCGGAGGCGAAGAAGUGGAUAUGGAAACAGAAGCUGGUACUCGUGAUUGACGAGGUCAGCAUGCUGGGAGGAGCCACUCUGCACAACGUCAGUCGUCACCUGCAGGCACUCCGUGACUGUCCGGACGAGCCGUUUGGUGGGAUGCCUGUCGUUCUACUGAUGGGAGACUUCUACCAGUUCGCCCCCGUGCGGGAAACAAGCCUACUGAUCAUCAGACCGCCGGACCGAACAGAGACCCCCCUGCGAUAA
Molecule: messenger RNA, 696 nt
Organism: Hirsutella rhossiliensis
Lineage: Eukaryota; Fungi; Ascomycota; Sordariomycetes; Hypocreales; Ophiocordycipitaceae
Product: PIF1-like helicase domain-containing protein
Exons: 2
Coding region: 1-696 (231 amino acids)
Biological process (GO): DNA repair; telomere maintenance
Molecular function (GO): DNA helicase activity
Source: RefSeq, a predicted model, not a curated record